Messenger RNA from Clonostachys rhizophaga, 2904 nucleotides. NCBI's taxonomy places the organism in Eukaryota, Fungi, Ascomycota, Sordariomycetes, Hypocreales, Bionectriaceae. The record is from the annotation of a GenBank genome assembly.
AUGCGGCGCGCAUUCAGCUCAAUCCUGUUGCUAGGACUCUCGUCCUUUGCGACGGCCGUCUUCCAAGAUGAGGUCGACGAUAUCGACUUCCACUACUCACUCUUCGGUGUCCCGCAGGCCGAGACGACCUUCUUCCACCGACCUCGAAGAGACGACAAGGCCAGCUUGCUCUACACCCUCGGCGAUGUUGGCGUAUUCGGCGCUGUGAACCCCAGCAAUGGCGAAAUUGUCUGGAGACACCAGAUUUCCACGGAUACUACAAUUGGAGGAGGCCACUUUCGGGCGCCAGAGGAUGAGGACUGGGUGGCUGCUGCCCACGGAUCGACUGUGCAGGCCUGGAAUGCCUUGACGGGAAGAAAUUCCUGGCACACAAGCUUCGCGGGUCAAGUCAAAGACCUUGAAAUUUUGGAGGUUACUGAGACAGGGAGAAAGGAUGUUCUUGCUCUGUUUGAUGAGGAUGGCGUUACUGUGCUACGCCGGCUGCAUGGCAAGUUGGGCACUGUGGUGUGGGAGUUCCGCGAACACAACAAGGAUAUUCCCCUACAGGUGUCUACCAACAUUGCAAACAUCUAUGUCAUCAGUCUUCACGGGUCGCCUUCCUCUUAUAGCCUUAAAAUCACGUCUCUCGACACUCUGACAGGCUCGCGUGUCAACGACUGGACUGUCGGCACCAAGGGCGAGGUUCACGGGCCCCAGGACGUCAUGUUCGUCGGCGCCAACUCCGCCGCACCGCUCUUAGCUUGGACCGACUCCUCUCUAUCCAAGCUGAGCGUUCAUGUUCUGGGUACCAAGGGAAAGCAGGAGAUUGCCCUGGGUGCGGAGACGACUGGUGUCGUCAUUCACGCCCCUCAUCUGACCCAGUCGCUGCCUCACUUCCUUGUUCACACGAAGACUGCAACUGGCGGUAAAGGCGAAGUUUACCACACCAAUUUGAAGAAUGGACAGAUUACCAGAGCCUUUGAACUCCCGCAUCUCAAGGGGGAGAAUGCUUUCUCGACAAGCUCGGAAGGUGCUAACGUCUACUUUACCCGUAUCACCGAGGACGAGAUUCUUAUCGUUUCUUCUGAGUCUCCUGCUGUUCUCCAGCGUUGGCCCCUGGCAUCUUCGUCUGACAUCAAGGCGCGACAUGCUGUAUCAGAAGUCAUCAAGAAGCCUGGUGGCGAGGAGUUUGCCAUCCGAUCUGCUGUGACCACCGUCUCAGAUGACUGGACGUUGGUCCGAAACGGAAACGUUGAUUGGAGCCGUCCUGAAGGACUCAGCGCUUCUGUCGGUGCCGUUUGGGCUGAGCUACCCGAAACUGAGAGCCUUGCCAAGGCCCUGGAGGAGGAAGCCCAUACCAACCCCCUCUCUGCCUACAUUCAUCGUGUUAACCGUCACAUUAAUGAUCUCAAAUACCUCCCUGCUUGGCUUCAGUCAAUCCCUACCCGCCUGAUUGAUAGUCUUUCUGGUGAGACUCACAGGGACACAUCGUUGCACCGCGACAGCUUUGGGUUCAACAAGGUCAUUGUACUGGCAACACGACGUGGGCGGGUCUAUGGCCUCAGCACUGCGAAUGCUGGAAAGGUCAUUUGGUCAGCAAAUGUCUUUCCCCAGCCUCAGGGCCAGUCAUUCGAAUUGAAGGGUCUUGUUGCCAAGGGCGGCGAGAGUAGCGUUGUCACGCUACAGGGGUCAAAGGGUGAAGUCGCAGAUAUCAAUGCCAUCACAGGAGAGGUUCUUCGAGUUGUUACUAGUGGCUCUAGCAUUGAGAGCACCGCUACUAUUCAAGAUGAAAAUGGCGUUUGGCUUCUUGCUCUCGAUUCCUCGGGCAAGCCAGUUGGCGAAUUCCCCAAUGGUGUUGUGCCAAAGGAGACCAUUGUCGUUCGCGGAGAGGGAGAGGUUAUCAAGGGUGUGCGCUUCGAGGCCGGGAAAGAUGGGGCUACUGCUCAACAGACCGAAGUAUGGCAACUGCAGCUACUCCCUGGUGAGCGCAUUGUGGACGUCGCAGUUCGCCCUUCUCACGACCCAGUUGCAUCAAUCGGCCGCGUUCUUGGAGACCGAAACGUCAACUACAAGUACCUCAACACAAACACCAUUGUUGUUGCCGUCCUUUCCGAUGACAAUUCCGUGCUCUCUAUCCGACUGGUGGACACAGUAUCUGGACAAAUCUUAGCCUCGCAGUCCUACGACGGCGUUGACGGAAGCAAGGACGUGUCAUGCGUCAUUUCUGAGAAUUGGUACACUUGCUCCUUCUUUGGGCAGUAUUUGCUGAAUGAUGGUUCAGGCCAGACUAUCAAGGGCUACCAGAUCACCUCUACAGAUCUUUACGAGUCCUCUGCACCCAAUGACCGUGGCCCUCUGGGUGACUCUGAGAACUUCUCUUCCCUGGACCCUGUGGAUUCGCCAACUAAGGCUCCUCUGCCCUUCGUUGUUUCUCUAGGCUUUGUUGCCAUCCAGCCUCUGACGAGCCUCUCUGUCACUCAAACUCGCCAGGGAAUCACCGGCCGUCAGGUUCUGGCUUACAUGCCUGAAUCCCAUGCUAUUGUGGGCAUUCCACGUCAAGCACUUGACCCUCGCCGUCCCGUGAGCCGUGACCCCACCGCCGCUGAACAGGAAGCCGAAGGUCUUAUGAAGUACUGGCCCUCUUUGGAGAUCGAUCCUCGCUCUAUCGUCUCCCACGAGCGUGAUAUCAUUGGCAUCAGCAACAUCGUUGCUGCUCCCGCUAUCGUCGAGAGCACCACUCUUGUUGUUGCCUACGGUGUGGACGUGUUCGGAACCAGAGUGGCUCCAAGCGGCGUGUUUGAUAUUCUUGGAAAGGGAUUUAACAAAUUUACUCUGAUUCUUACUGUUCUUGCUUUGUUUGGUGGCGUGAUUUUCCUGGCCCCUAUGGUACGAAGAAGCCAAAUCAAUAGACAGUGGGGGGAGUAA